AUGGAAAAUACAAGAAGUAGUGAUGCAAUAGAAUCUUCCGAAGCCCGAAUGAACCGAAUGAAACAAAUGCUUACAACCUUAACAGAAUCUUUGAGGCAACAACCUUUGCCUCAUUCACCUCCUCCGGUCCAAGCAGAACCGGUAAACAAUGAUAUCAUCAGUUUGACUCAGAAAUUCAAUAAGAUAAAGCCACCGAUUUUCUUGGAUGGAAUUGAGCCGUUGAAAGCCGAGUCAUGGCUACUUGAAAUGGAAAAGUUAUUCGAAGUGUUUCCCUACUCCAAGACUCAGAAGGUUCUUUUGGCCACCUAUACCUUAAAAGAUGAAGCCCGAAGAUGGUGGUUGCUAAUCCGAAAUGACAAUGGGAACGUUACAUGGGUUCAAUUCAAAGAGAUCUUCUACGACAAGUACUUCCCUCAAUGCUUUCAAGACCGAAAAGUUUCUAAAUUUCAAGAACUCAAGCAAGGCAAUAUGUCAAUAACAAAGUACGAGGCCAAGUUCACGAAGGAGUUAAAACUGCCCAAAUAUGUAGAUGUUCUUGACAAAGCCUUCGUGGCUGAAGGCAACCUAGCAGCUAUAAAACAAACUAAGGCCCCAACAACAACAAAAUUGAGAGAUAAGAGGUCUGGGUACAGUUUCAGAAAGGGUCACUCUUUUGUAAACAAAAAGCAAAACACGGGGUCUGCAAGUAGCUCAAGUCAGAAUAGUGAGUUUAUUCCAGUUUGUCCUGAUUAUGGAAGGAAGCAUAGGAGUGUGUGUUACCGUGCAUCCGGUGCAUGUUUCCGAUGUGGCAAGACAAGCCAUGUAGUAAAAGAUUGUCCACUUUUGCCUGAUAAUGCCAACUGUUCUGCUACAAGUUCAGCCGAAUUUGAUUCUGUAUCUAGAACAAAUACGAGAGCUAACACUAUGAGAGAAACUUUAAGACAAGGCUGA
Messenger RNA from Camellia sinensis, 930 nucleotides. RefSeq lists its product as uncharacterized. Gene Ontology annotation, molecular function: zinc ion binding; nucleic acid binding. NCBI's taxonomy places the organism in Eukaryota, Viridiplantae, Streptophyta, Magnoliopsida, Ericales, Theaceae. The record is from RefSeq and is a predicted model, not a curated record.